Messenger RNA from Entrophospora sp. SA101, 375 nucleotides. Lineage: Eukaryota; Fungi; Glomeromycota; Glomeromycetes; Entrophosporales; Entrophosporaceae. The record is from the annotation of a GenBank genome assembly.
AUGAAUGAAAACGAUAAAAAUUAUUUUAAUCAUGAUGACUAUUGGAGAGAAUUAUCACUUGAAGUCGCUUUGCCUCCAUUACCUUCAUCCGAUGACACCAAAUUUAGUUGCUACCUAGGAUUAUUUUCUUCAUCAUCCAACAAGGAUAAUAAAACAAAUAAUCAACAACGAAGACACUCAAUUUCUGUAACAGCUGCGAAUGAUACUGAUUCUUCUAGUGAUAGUAGUAGUUAUGAUGAUUUUCUUAGUGAUUAUAAUAGCGAUGGUGGCGAUGUGAAUGUAAAAAUUGUUGAUUUUCAAGGACGACGUGACAGUGGAUUUUUUGAGAAUGAUGAAGAGUAUUAUUAUCCAAUCAAUCACAAAAAUAUUUCAUAA